CUUAUGCUGUUCCUUGGUCUCGUUCUCGUAGCAAAGGGAUCUCCCUUCCCUGCUGGCUUGUCGAGCCGUUCCCAGGCUCUCGUACACCGAACAGCUCCCUAUUUUCCUGAUUCGCCUGCGUCUUGUCCCAUCUGCGAACAGAAUUAUUCGAGUAUUGAGAACUGUGCGGAGGCUGCACCCGUCCUGGCAAAUUUUUCUAUGAUUAUAUUUAAUCCCGGAGCCUUCAUUAAUGUUAUCGAAUGCGCCUGCACGGAGACUUUCCAGUCUGUCUUCCCUCAGUGUGUCGACUGCUUUCAAGCAACGAACCAGACAGACGUUUUAGAAGGCAAUGACUUACCCAGCAUUGUCUCUGGAAUGAGAAAGAUUUGCGCAUUAGAAAGCACAUUACUGGGCAACGUGUCAGAAUCGGACGGCGAGGUGACGGUCAGCGCUUCUGCUUCUUCAACGGGCUCGGCAAGUACUUCGACGAGUUCAAGUGCAGCGAUACCCAGAGCCGUACCCAUAUCUCUCUCUGGGCUGUACACGAUCCUGUCCGUUGCACUUUCUCUUGAAAUUUCAACCGCACUACUGUAAUGGUGGACCACGAUUCACGACUUGUUCGUACUGACGACAAUGUAAACGACUGACGACUAGUAACGAUGAUUAAUUAUUAUUAUUUUUUGUAUUAAAAGUGAUCCUGCGCAAGGCUGAUAUAUAUGGGUCGUGGCUGUGCUCUUUCCAUCUUCA
This is a messenger RNA of Guyanagaster necrorhizus, 726 nucleotides long. RefSeq lists its product as uncharacterized. Lineage: Eukaryota; Fungi; Basidiomycota; Agaricomycetes; Agaricales; Physalacriaceae. Bases 4 to 573 code for a protein of 189 amino acids. The record is from RefSeq and is a predicted model, not a curated record. The transcript has 4 exons.